CUUUACUCAAACCUUCUCAAUCCGAUCACAAGCAGCAAUAGUUGUAAUUGGCGGAUGCAUGUUACUGUCACACGACUUAUAAAGUAUAUUAGGCCCGUGUUUUUGAGGGAUGGAGAGGCCUCGAAAUCAACAUGCAAAGACUAGCCAUCGUCCACGCUACACAACGACAUCGGUGAUCCGUCGCAUAGAUUUUUCUCCUUCCUUGAUCACGACUUUUCCAAUAGCUACUUCUUCUGAUAGCUAUGACUCUCGAAAUCACUGGCAACCUACAGAAACGGUUCGUGCAAGAUGCCGUACUUCUCCACAAGCUGAACCCGGUGAGGGGUAGUCCGACGGCUUACGGUCUUGACCGCCAUCCCCAUAACACGGAUGUGUCCCGAGAAGUGCUCCUCAAACGGAAGUUCCUAGACUCCUUUGCUCUACUGGCUUCAACGCACAAAGAUGGCGACAGAGUAUCUGCGGCAACCUUAGAGGUAGGAGCGCCUGAAGGCUCAAUUGUUCGCAUUGCUAGCAAUGCUGGUGUGUGCGCGUCGACGCUUGUCCUUCUUCGGGACGUGAUGGAAGACCUUCACACUGUAUCUGUCAUGGGUCUUACAGAUGAGCGGAGGACGAUUGUUCUGUUGAAGAUAAUCAGUCUCGAUUCGCCUAAGAUACGCCAUUAUUUUGCGGAACUGGGGAAACAUCGAUCGGAUAUCUUGAGGACUGAGCAAUUUCUGCCGCAACUUUCUUCCACAUUCAAUCCCAGCGAAAUCGAGAAAUUCUUUACGUGGAUGGGAAAUCUCAAUGCAAUCACAACCGUCGCGGCGGAAGCGUCUCCAUUAGAGCUAUUGCCUUACAUUCUGUGGGCAGAAAAGGCAAAGUGGGAAUUUUCCACCUACCUUGAGGCUCUUUUCUAUUCCCAGGGUGCUGGCCUGCCUGGUUGGAUAUACAGCAUCUACAAGCUGGGAAGAUAUGCGGUCGCAUCAAGAGCCUUGUGUCAGCUUCCGGCAGAAUACCGCGGGUUGUUUUGUCCGAUGCGAAUAGAAACCGUCGAACCCUUUGCAAGGCUUGAGUUUGUCAUGAAAGAAAACGAAUUGCCUUUGAGGGAUACCCUUCGAAGAUUUGUUACAGGCCUAGAUCAUGAGUUCGCGAGGAGAUUGGCUACGAUCUGGGGUGUGGCAAAUCCCGAGUUGUGCUUCCGGAAAGCUUGUCAUCUGCAACUUGCUGUUCAUGCCGAGUUGCAGCUUAUCGCAUACUACGACCAAAACCCCGAGCUUAUGCCGCCGUUUAGAUUCAUGGGGGUUAGCAAGAAAAGCUGCUUCUUGUGUCAGAGAUUCCUCCAGAGCCACCCCACGUCCUUUUCUGUAUCUUCGUGCCAUCAGAAGUUGUACUUGGCGUGGAGAUCCCCACCGACAUCGAACCAAAAAGCAUACAAGACAUACAAAUCAGUCAUCAAAAGCAUGUGUAUCUCAAUGGAAUCAGUAGCCCGACAAGAACUGCUGAGUAGGAUCGGCAGUGCCAAAACUUUCCAGCUGGAUUCUACUGCCGGGGUAUCUCUGACAGGUCUCGUUGAUUACAGACCUCCCAGCCCUGCAGAAUCAUUGAACACAACAGACGACUCUUCUCCGCCAGGUUCAUCAAUGGAGUCGUCACCAGACUCACCCGAGGACGAGGAUGGUAACGCUCCUGCACAAACUACCCCUGCAAAAGGUGAGGAACUAUCUCCCAAAGCAAGCAGGACAGAGCGAUCCGGAGAGACAACUUCACUACCCUCACAGAUUUGCAGGGGAAACUACCACAAUUUAGACUUCGUCCUUAAUAUCAGGCGUGCUGAGGACCCUCAAAGGCGGGAUCUUGUGGCCUCCGAAGACAUUCUGGAUACGUCACAGAAGCCUUCAUGGCAGAAGCUGGUUGAGAUUCUGAGCGAUACCGAACGUUUUGGGGUGCACUUUGUCGAAGAAGAAGAGUUUUUGGUGAUUGAUGAAAUCCUGUGGGUCAGGAAUGAGCGACAGUUCCAUGCUUGUCUGCAGUUCUUACGCAACUCUGGGUGUUGUAACGUGGGUGUAGAGGUUCGGACGUAUGGAUCGUUGAAAUUGAAGACCUCUUAGUCGUGGCAGUUAGUUCGAAUGAGCAUUGGGAGUCGUUACUCUUGAAUGGUGUUGAUCGAGACCUUCCAAGUUAUACUAAGAUCUCAGUUCGGAAUUUGGCUUGGGCACUAGAGACACAUACUAUUCUAUCUAGCUUUAUCCAUCCUGUCUUCUAG
This is a messenger RNA of Colletotrichum godetiae, 2242 nucleotides long. RefSeq lists its product as uncharacterized. NCBI's taxonomy places the organism in Eukaryota, Fungi, Ascomycota, Sordariomycetes, Glomerellales, Glomerellaceae. The coding region runs from base 243 to 2087 and encodes 614 amino acids. The transcript is spliced from 2 exons. The record is from RefSeq and is a predicted model, not a curated record.